AUGCCGGACAGAUACUAUGAGUUUGAUCCUGAGGGAGACGUAACGUUCGUCUUUGAAGAUGUCCCAAAGUCUCUGCCAUAUCGUUUAGGCGAGAUCAAUGCAUCAUUCCUCUCGGGAAUCUAUGACCGAAAACAAUCAUAUCCCACCUCCAUGAGCUCAGAAGUAGCGAUAAAUCGUACCCCAACGACCAACUUAGUGCAAGCGGUCAAAAGCGCCCUCUCUCCCAGCUUGCAUAUUCGUACAUCCUCGAAACACCUGAUGCUCGCUAGCCCGCAUUUCAAGCGCACAUUCCAAAAGGGGUUCCAGGAAGGCAACGAGCUUCAAUCUACAGGCUACGUGAAGAUAACGACUCAUGAUUGGAAGCCUUUGCCUUUCCUACUAUUGAUGGCUAUCCUUCACGGCCAGAGCCAGUUAGUACCGCGAAAACUACCCUUGCGUCGACUGACCGAGAUGGCUAUCCUUGUUGACUAUUACGAGUGUUACGAGGCUGUCGCUAUGUUUGCCGAUCUAUGGACUGAAGGCAUAGAGGAAAGACAGCAAAAGCUAUCUAUGGGAAACGCUAUCAAGUGGCUAUGUAUUGCAUGGGUCUUUCGACAGAACCGCGCCUUCAAAGACAUAACGAGGCAUCUCCAGCUUGAAAGCAAAGAACGGGUCACGCCAAAUGGAUUACCAAUUCCUACAAAUCUCAUAGAUACGCUGCAAAAGUCGAGGGAAAUGAGCAUUGGCAAGGUCAUCGACAGCCUUCAUGAACUUCUUGAACGCUUACGCCACGGGCCCCAGCAGUGUGGCUUUGGAUGCGAUAUCAUGAGACUGGGAGCAUUGGCUAAAGGGAUGGAUGAGCUAGAAAUACUUUCGCCAAAGCCCGAGGCACCAUUUUCCGGCUACAGUUUCAUGAGUUUGAUGGCCGGGUGUUACGAAAUCGACAAGUCAUACACAUACGAUAGCUGUAGGCUGAUGUCCGAUGUCCUUGAAAUGGUGGGCAACGAGUUUCCCUUGCUGGACGCCGGUUUCAGUCUUGAAUCGUUUUCUUCUCUGCGAACGAAGGCCUGA
This is a messenger RNA of Aspergillus alliaceus, 1050 nucleotides long. RefSeq lists its product as uncharacterized. Bases 1 to 1050 code for a protein of 349 amino acids. The record is from RefSeq and is a predicted model, not a curated record. The transcript has 3 exons. NCBI's taxonomy places the organism in Eukaryota, Fungi, Ascomycota, Eurotiomycetes, Eurotiales, Aspergillaceae.